GACCUAAUCUAGGGGACAUUUUGGGCCACAUGAACAGGCCUGAAAUGUCCCAAUUGGAAAGCUCUGUCCUAGCAGUAACUGACCCUCCUGACCUGACCCCCAAUGCCAACAAUCUGAAUAUUGACAUCCAUCAAAAUGUCUUCUUUUUAAUUUUAUCAAUCAAACCUCAAGAUUCCUCCAUUAUGAUUAUUUUGAACCGAGGCUUUCUUCUUCUUCUUUUUUUUUUUUUUUUUGCUCUUACCCAUCAAAUGGAAAGACAAUGCAGAUAUACUUCUGCUUGACUGUGUCUCAAAGGACAAGUGGAUAGAUUGGGAACCCCAACCUUUGAUAAGAUAUUGGAAUACAACUUCUAAAUCAUUGACAACUUUAUGACUUCAUGUACAGUUAUUAAGUCCCUAAAAUGCACCAAGGGUCUUGUCAAGAUUUUCCUCUCAACAACACGUUCUAAAGCUUUGCCCUAUGUUAUCUUUUCAAUUUUUCUUUUGGAGUAUGUUCACUGUGUAUUGUUCUCAUUAUGUCGCUAGGAGAUACUGGAGCCACUAGCAGAAAUUAGAGCUGGCACAUUGCGGUAGUUUGAUUUCUUGGAAUAAAAAUAGAACUUCAAUGGAGAUUUUACUGUUGAAGUCAUAUAACCUUAAAUCUAGUCGGUAAAGAGAGAGAUUUCAUUCUCUAUCCAUCAUGGUUCAUAUUCCCAUGAGCAUUUGUUAAUUUCUAUAUCCUUUAAUUAUAAACCUACAACGUCUCCAUUGUGUUUUACUUCAUACACUACAAAUCCAAAUUAAUAUUAACCUUUUAGUGUUGUUUUAAUUUCCAAAUUUUUAUAUUACAAAAUAUUAUAUAACCUGUUUUUUCAGUAAGUUAAGCAUGAAAAUCAAAAUCUCCAAUGUUAAAAUGGAAUCAAGAAAAGAGUACAGCCUUUAACCGGUUUUUAAUAAUUCAUUUUUCUUAUUUUUUUUAUUAAGAAAAAAAAAAGCCUUAUGCUUUCAAUUGAAGCAUUGCAGAUUUGGAUUGAACUUAGGCCCAAGACUAUCAAAAUAGGCCGAGAUUGGUAAGUUGGCCUUAAACAGCCCAGCAACUUUUCGAUUUUUGAAGGAUGGAGUUGAGAUCUGUUAUCUGUAUUACUGCUGUUUUGGAGGGAAAAAUAAAAGGGAAAGAAAUGGAGUUACUUAAGCUGUCAAAAUUCAAGCUCCAGCUUCAAGCUCUAGCCACCGAACUUCGAGAUCUAAGAGAGAGAGAAAACUCCGCGAAGGAACAAUGUCAUAUUCUAAUUCAGAAACAGAAGGAAACCGAGGAGGAAUUCGGAAGGAAGUUGCAGGAAUUGCGAUCAGAGUUAGGUUCGUCUAAUGAAUUGUGUCAGAAGCUUGAAAGGAAGGUGAGUUACCUUCAAAACGACAACUCUUUGCUUGAGAACAGGCAGAAGGAGUUGCAAGGAACAAUACAAAACCUACUUCAAUCUAGGGAAAGUUUCAUAAAUGCUUAUGAGGAAUCGACUUGUGAAAUGAAACGUUCCAUUGAGGCCAGGGAUAGAAAGCUCAGUGUCCUAAAUGAAAAAUUGAAUUCUCAUCUAUCAAUGUUUGAUUCUAUAGAAAAGGAGGCUUUCUCAAUUAAGCAAGUUAUGGACAAUGUACAACUCCAUAUGAGUGAAAAAGAGGAAGUAGUCGCCAGCUUAAGAAGCAAGAUGGAUACAGUUUCUGCUUUCCAGAAAGUAUUUGCUGAGAAAGUCCAUGAACUGGAAAAUAAACAGAAGAAAGAUGAAGAUGAACUCCGGAGAAAGGAUGAAAUUAUAUUAGGGCUAGAAGGACAGCUGCAAUCAGCAGAGAUUAGGAACAACUGUCAAAUUCAAAUAGAAGAGCUUCAGAAAACUCUAUCAGCAAAGGAUGCAACUAUACAGAAUCUGAUUUUUGAGAGGGAGGAUUUACAUUGUCAAGUGAAGAAUUUGACAAAAAUAUUACAAAAGGUUAAGGAGACAGUUUCGAAUAUGGACAAAGAGGAUAAAAGGGUAUUCAACCAUGCACUGAAAUGUCAGGAAAACUGUGAUAUGCUUGGGAAAAGUGAAGAAGAUAGGACUGAAGUUGUCCAAAACAGUGGAGAAGCAUCCCCAAAUAAAUCUUUCAGAGAAGGUGCUGCAGAAAAUCAGGCUCCACCUGCGUGUCAGGAGCAGAACUCAGUUGGCAAACCCCUGCUAGAAAUCAAUCAUUUAGGCUCAUGCGUGCCAGAGUCACCAUGCUCUGAACUCCAAUCUGCAGUUAAUGGUCCAAGCAUUUCUGUAAACAGUGGGAAGGUUAACGGCAAUGAAACGGUACACCACCUGGAUUCGGAGUGCUCAACAACCCAAGCGGAAACCUCAGAAAUGCCAGGAAGAGAAGUAGCUUAAUACAUAUAUUACCAAUUGACACCAUCAUUUAUGCAAGCUAGUGCUUGAUUGUGUUUUUCCAAGAUCACUAGCGUACGUAUUAUCCUUCUGCAUGGUCAAUUUUUAUUCAGAUUAUUUUGAAAUCAUGACUGGUCCAAUUCCUAUCGAUUCUCUAACUUUAAGUUCCUGAAUUAUGUUUUUCUGAACUGAUUUAAGUUGAAGAUGAAAAUUUGGAUGGGCCAAGCCCACUUCGGCUUAUUUACUGGGCCGGUUUACAACUUGUUCAGUUUUUAAUCUUGAUUACCAAGCCCUCCAAAGCAGGCAAUAUCAGUCACGCAUAGAAAAAUCCUACUAAUUCCUUCUCUCUUGUAAGUUCCAAGGUUCGGUUUGGUAACUGGUCCCCAUGUAUGAGUUAGGCUGGACAUGACUGCAAGUGAAGACUUUGCAAAAGUCAACCAGAUGAUGACAAAGCUAAUUAGGUAAGUUGUCCAAAGUCCGGACUCCAUAGAAUCAAUAUUGUCAGUAAUUGGAGUCUACAACAGCGGUGCCGUAGAGAUCCAACCUCAGACUGUUGAUUUUCUGACAAGAAAUAUUGGCAGUAGGAUUUUUACUUGCAAUCUAAAGAGCUAAGUCACUUGGUUCGCUUCUUUUUAUUUUAUUCUUUAACUACACACUGACGCAGCAAGUUAUUUAAUAUAUCGAUGUUAAAUAAAUAUUACUAUUAUAGACUAAAUGAAAAUUAAUGGUCUUAGAAAAAGUUUAGACUAAAACGUAUAAAUGUACGAAAAUGUGUUUUCUUUCUAACUAACUUUGUAUUUAGUAUUUAAAAUUAAUUUUUUGACCUAAAACAAUUGACUUAGAUGUUCAUGACAUGUAAGAAAACCUUAAGGACCAUAUUCAACACCAAUUUAUCAUUUCUAGUUUGAGAAUUACUAAACUAAAAUGCCAAUUGAGCAUGCAAUAUUUUUAAUAUAUUUCCUAAUAGUAUUUUUGAAUUUGUUAGUAGUAACAUUCAUAAAUUUUUUUGACUAAUGAAAAUUAGAUUUAUUUUUCUAUUCAGAACUUUGAAUAAUUUAUUUCAUAUCACAUGAUAAAUAUGAAACAUUGGCACGAAAUAAUAUACUUCUUUUCCCUCAAUUGUAGGGUCUAUAAUAUAAACAUUUGGACCAACGCCAUAAUCUAACACUGGUAUUAUAAUUACAUGCCUUUCCUUUUUCUUCAUUGAAUUGAAAAAAUCUAGUGAUUUAGCCGAGUAAGAAGGUGAUACUGCCUUAAUAAUUGACCACUAGAGCUUAAAAUCUUACUAAAAAAAAAGGAAAAAAUUAAUGUACGGUAACGACUGAUUGAUUUGGAUCUAUGCUACAGAGCUUAAAAAUGGCUCGCCAGAUCAAAGGUGUAACUGUCAUCCUAAUCUACCCUAUAAACAAACUUCUAACUAGAGAGCCAAAGAGGGAGAAAAAAAAAAGGCACUCUAAAAACUGCCCAGAUAUCCGUUUCUGAGGCAGGUGGAAUGUUCUCUACAAGUGGAAUCAUUCUUAGAAUUGAAUUUUCAUUCCAUUUAGAAGGGCACAGACUUACAUUGGACAAAGACACUGCAAAAUUUAUUCUGAAAUGAAUUCUUCUGAAACAAGGGCAACAGUCGGCAGAUUUUGUCAUGUUCUUGCAAUCUACCAAGUGUAUCUGAAUCAAUGAGUAGGCACAUGUGAGGUUCCAAAAAGCUUCCACAUAUUCCCUCUGCCUUGAACAAAGACAGCCUUUUUCACCUUUCAAAGAUUAUGCUUUCGGAGAGCUAUAAUUAAUAACCUUUGCAGAAUAAGAUUGCUGGGAAUCUCACCGUCCAUUGAAAGCUAUAAUUCUGAGAACUUAUUAGGUUGUUUCAUGGAGCUGUUUAUGAUUUUAAAGAAGAUAAUUACUAUGAUUUGAAUUUCUUCUGUGUGCAGUGACAAUUUCUGAGACGUGAUAUUGGGAUGCACAUUAAACACAAGAGCUUAACCUGGAUGGCACAUGCAAGGAACCACUUUCCAACGACACCGCUGCCCAACAACAUGUAAUGUAUAAUGUUGCCUCAUGCAUAUACUGAAUAAAAAUCUCUCAUCUUUUUGGGCAUAGUGAUAUAUAAUAUACGUGAAGACCUAACGUACUUGAAGGAAACGCCACAAGCUCAUCAAUGACUCGAGGCUCACUAGCUUUGCCUAUUCACUAUUCAAGUUAGGCUCCAAAACAGGAAGGAUCAAAAUAGAUUAUUCUCAAUAUAAGGAUGGAAGUGGACAAAUAUUCAAGACCUUGUCAGAUAUUUCUUUUCUUUUAGCAAAUCAUUUGUCAUGAAUAUUUGCAAUUAUACUCAGGAUUGCUAAAAUCUACACUUAAUUUCUAGUCCUAUCACAACAUUUUAAGUUAA
Messenger RNA from Ricinus communis (castor bean), 4751 nucleotides. Its product is annotated as kinesin-like protein KIF15. The record is from RefSeq and is a predicted model, not a curated record. Lineage: Eukaryota; Viridiplantae; Streptophyta; Magnoliopsida; Malpighiales; Euphorbiaceae. The transcript has 15 exons. Bases 1094 to 2374 code for a protein of 426 amino acids.